Zymoseptoria tritici IPO323 is the source of this 1134-nucleotide messenger RNA. RefSeq lists its product as uncharacterized. The record is from RefSeq and is a predicted model, not a curated record. The transcript has 3 exons. Lineage: Eukaryota; Fungi; Ascomycota; Dothideomycetes; Mycosphaerellales; Mycosphaerellaceae. The coding region runs from base 4 to 1134 and encodes 376 amino acids.
GCAAUGGACCGCAACGAAUGCCGUGGAAUUGAACAUAAAGCCCUGCACCUACCAUGGGUACGCAAAUACAUGGAGAUCCGUGAGACGAAACUUUGCGACUGGGUAUCAACUUUCCACCCCGAGCGGCUCAACUGCCACACCGUGGAGCCCAGUGCGACGACUGACUCUCGCGGUGCGUUCAACAUAGUCUGCAAGAUCAAAUUCGACACCACAGGAGAGACUUGGGCCGUCCGAUUCCCUCAACACAGCAUCGACUUGUCCAUCUCAGAUGAGAAAGUGGAGGCUGAGGUCGCCGCCAUCAACAUCGUCCGCGAGCAGACCGACAUUCCCGUGCCUGAAAUCAAAGCAUGGGGUCUUGCACGCGACAAUCCUCUCGGCCUCGGCGCAUUCAUGAUCAGCGCUUGGGUUGAUGGCAUCCCCGCGGCCGACAAUCUGAUCAAGGCACGAGGUCCUGGAGUUUCCAGACUGAUCGACGAGGAUGUCUCGGUCACGACCCUCGAACAUCUCUGGAGACAGAUAGCGCGCUUCAUUCUCCAGAUGUCUCGUAUCAACUUUGAUGUCAUCGGUAGCUGCAGCAAGCCAUCUCGCCGGCCAUGGACCCUCAAACUGUAUGACAUUAUGGAGUCUGGCGUUCUACCAUCCUGGCCGUCGUGUAAGACCUUCACCUCUACCGUUGAAUACUUCAACCUCAUCGCCGACCAUGAUCUGCGGCAACUCCAUGACCAACCAAACUCCGUCGACGACGAAGACGACGCACGGCAGAAGUACAUCAAUUGGACCGUCAUGCGGCAGCUUGUCCCUCGCUUCGUUACCGCCGACCAUGGCCCCUUUAAAAUGAUCUGCGACGACUUCGGUCCUAUGAACAUGCUGGUCAACAACGACACCGACCUCGAAAUCGUCGCUGUCAUUGAUUGGGAAUGGACCUGGGCCGGUCCGCCCGAGCUCUUCUGGUCGCCGCCUCUCUGGCUCAUUGGACUACAAUCCGUGUCUUGGGCCAAUCACGAUGAAGACGCAUGCUUGGAGCGAUAUCUACAGUCGCUGGACGUUUUCAUCCGGGUGCUCGCAGAAGAGGAGACAAAGAUUGCACAUGGUUACGAUUGUUGGGAAGCAAAGCAGGUUGUACAAAACCUCUGA